Molecule: messenger RNA, 760 nt
Organism: Medicago truncatula (barrel medic)
Lineage: Eukaryota; Viridiplantae; Streptophyta; Magnoliopsida; Fabales; Fabaceae
Product: kunitz type trypsin inhibitor 104-like
Exons: 1
Coding region: 1-612 (203 amino acids)
Molecular function (GO): endopeptidase inhibitor activity
Source: RefSeq, a predicted model, not a curated record
AUGUCAACCAGACCCCUCACCAUAUUCAUCAUUGCUCAUGUGUGGCUCUUUAUGAUCACAACAUCAGUAGCACAAAUUGUCAUAGACACAAGUGGCGAACCCGUUGAGGACGAUGAGGAAUACUUCAUCAGGCCCGCUAUCACAGGUAAUGGAGGAGGUUCCAUUUUGGUCACCAGAAAUGCGCCAUGCCCUUUGCACGUUGGUCUUGGCAACAGUGAAGGGACUCUUGGACUUGCUGUGAAAUUCACUCCUUUCGCUCCUCGUCAUGAUGAUGAUGAUGAUGAUGUGAGGCUUAACAGAGACUUGAGAGUAACAUUCCAAGGUUUCACAGGUUGUGGGCAGUCGACAGAUUGGAGGUUGGGGGAGAAGGACGCAACGAGUGGACGGAGGCUGAUUGUUACCGGAAGAGAUAAUGGUGCAGGAUCACAUGGUAACUUUUUUAGGAUUGUGCAGACCCAAACUGGUGGUAUCUAUAACAUUCAAUGGUGCCCUACAGAGGCGUGCCCUAGUUGUAAGGUUCAAUGUGGGACUGUUGGUGUUAUUCGUGAGAAUGGCAAGAUUCUGUUGGCCCUUGAUGGUGGUGCCCUUCCAGUUGUGUUCCAGAAAGAAUGAUUAUUAAUACAAUGGUGAAGUUUGUUUAUGUGGUGUCUUUAUGUAACUUUCCUUGUUGCUCUAAAUGUAAGGUUAAUAAACAUAUAUAUGUGAAGCUAUCGUUACAAUCAAUUGAACUAGAGAAAGGAUUCUGGUUGAUUGAUUCAAA